CACACGCAAACUAAUUCAAUCUAACACAUAACCUACAAACACAUGAAUUAUUCUAAUAAUACUCUGUCAUUUCGUUAUAAAAAACGAUUCAAUUUUUAACACGUACGAUGUACUUUGUUCUUUGUACUAUAGUGCUUUUAUCAUCGGAUCAUAGUUAAAUCCAGGGAAACGCCGUGGUUAUAUUGAUUUAGAUAUGGAACCAAAUAUAGAGCAAAAAGGUGUUCGUGUCUAUACGUUUAUAGAACCAGAUACCGAAAAUAAAAGAAAGCUCUAUGAUAAAUGGUGGCAGAAGCUAUGUUUGCGAUGCCACCCACCGGAUGCAACGCCAUCAUGGCAGCCGUCGUGGUGGUCAAGAUUUUUCCCAUAUCCACUUUGCUCGACAUACAGACAUACUGCUCAAAAUUUGUGUAUUAUUUUCUUUUUUCUUCUGACAUGGGGAAUUUUAUAUGCGGGGUUGGGUGAAGCCAUCGGAUUGAAAGGAGAACUGCUCGGCAUGGCGUUACUAGUAAUAUCAGCGUAUCUAGUGGGAUGGCUGUGGUUGAAACUCACCACAUUGCCAGCGCUCAUCGGUAUGCUACUGACUGGCAUACUUUUCCAGAACCUACAGCUGGUACAAAUGACCGAUGCGUACAGGAAACUUAAUCAAGAUUUAAGAAAAAUAGCCCUAGUGAUCAUUCUAACACGAGCAGGUUUGGGACUUGACGCGGCAGUUAUGAAGAGACACUACGCAGCGGUACUUCAACUAGGACUCCUACCGUGGCUGGUUGAAUGUUUUGCUAUAGGCAUUCUAACGCAUUACCUCUUAUAUUUACCGUGGAUUUGGGGUUUCCUUCUCGGCUCUAUGAUAGCGUCGGUAUCACCGGCUGUGGUAGUACCAUGCUUAUUCAGAUUACGUGAUUCGGGCUAUGGAGUGGCCAAAGGUAUUCCCACAAUCGUGGUCGCUGCUGCAGCUAUCGACGACUCUGUGAGCGUAGCGGUCUUCGCUAUCAUCCUUAAUGCAAUGUUCUCUACCGGCUCUGCCACUUUCAAUAUUAUUAAGGGUCCAUUAUCCAUAAUAGUUGGAGUAGCUAUAGGAUCACUGUGGGGAGCAAUGACUGCAAUAAUCCCUGAGAAAGAUGACACUUACGUAGCGAUCUUACGAUUCCUUGCCUUAUUCUUAGGCGGACUAUUUUCUUAUUUCAUAUCUAGUCUUAUAGGUUGGAGCGGUGCAGGUCCUCUAGCCAUAGUGUCGUCUGGAUUUGUAGCCGCAUAUUUCUGGGACAAACAAGGUUGGCCUGUAAACAAAAACCCUGUUAGUAACGCCUUCAGAAUAUUGUGGAUUUUCUUCGAACCAAUCUUAUUUGCUUUCACGGGAGCUCAAGUUACGAUCAGUGCCUUAGACCCUGAGGUGAUAAAAAUGGGAGCGAUUUGUCUGAUUACGUGUUUAUUCCUCCGAGCUAUCGCGACAUUCCUGGUGAGCUUUGGAUGUGGUCUCAACAGUAAAGAGAAGAUAUUUAUCAGCUUUACAUGGAUGGCAAAGGCCACUGUACAGGCAGCACUCGGUCCUGCUGCGUUAGACAUGGUACAUAAUGGCCAAACUGCUGGCGCUCCGAAAGAAGAAGAAGAGAGUCAUGCGAAGGCCCUGCUGGCUGUCAGUGUACUAAGUGUUGUGCUGUCAGCACCGCUGGGAGCGUUACUUAUUGCAUUAACUGGUCCACGGCUACUGAGUAAACAUGACCCUGCUGUGGAAGAGGCGGAUGGCGAAAUGAAAACUGUAGAUACAUCAACACAACUAUAGAUAAUUCAUAAUGUGAAAAAUAGGUGACAUUUAAUAUAAUUCUUAAAUGCGCCAUCAUUUAAAAUACACUGAUGUUUUAAAUAGAUAGUAAAUAUUUAAUUUUGUGUACUUAAAAUGGUGCAUAGGCGCUUAAAAAUAUAUAUUUUAUUUUAU
Manduca sexta (tobacco hornworm) is the source of this 1930-nucleotide messenger RNA. RefSeq names its product sodium/hydrogen exchanger 9B2. Gene Ontology annotation, biological process: proton transmembrane transport. The record is from RefSeq and is a predicted model, not a curated record. Gene Ontology annotation, molecular function: antiporter activity. Bases 194 to 1777 code for a protein of 527 amino acids. The transcript is spliced from 13 exons. Lineage: Eukaryota; Metazoa; Arthropoda; Insecta; Lepidoptera; Sphingidae. Gene Ontology annotation, cellular component: membrane.